AUGUCAGUUGCUCAAGAAUUUGAAAAAGCCAACACAAAUUACUCCUCCAAUUUCACUAAAGGUGAUUUACCACUUCCACCAGCUAGAAAAGUAGCUGUGGUAAUAUGUAUGGAUGCAAGAAUUGAUCCUGCUGCAUCACUUGGAUUAACUGAGGGUGAUGCUCAUGUAAUUCGUAAUGCUGGAGGUAGAGCUAGUGAUGCAUUAAGAAGUGUUAUUAUAUCUCAAAGAUUAUUAGGAACAAGAGAAAUUGUUGUUGUUCAUCAUACUGAUUGUGGUAUGUUGACAUUUUCUGAUAAUGAUUUACGAGGAAUAGUUGCUAAAGAAACAGGUCAUAAUGUUGAUCAUUUUGCUUUUUUACCCUUUGGUGAUUUAGAAAAAAGUGUUAAAGAUGAUGUGGAAUUUUUCAAGAAAAAUCCUUUGGUAUUGGAUGUCCCUGUAACUGGAUAUAUUUAUGAUGUUAAAUCCGGUGCUAUUAAUAAAGUUGAAUCGUAA
Molecule: messenger RNA, 492 nt
Organism: Candida dubliniensis CD36
Lineage: Eukaryota; Fungi; Ascomycota; Pichiomycetes; Serinales; Debaryomycetaceae
Exons: 1
Coding region: 1-492 (163 amino acids)
Molecular function (GO): carbonate dehydratase activity; zinc ion binding
Source: RefSeq, a predicted model, not a curated record